GCUAUGGGCACGCCGCUCCGGGGACCGAUGCUGGGAAGGCCUUCUGCAUGUUUUACGCCGUCCUGGGAAUCCCUUUGACGCUUGUAAUGUUCCAAAGUCUGGGCGAGAGGAUGAACACUUUUGUCAAGUACCUCCUGAAACGCAUCAAGAAGUGCUGCGGGAUGAGCAUCACGGACGUGUCCAUGGAGAACAUGGUGACCGUGGGGUUCUUCUCCUGCGUCGGCACGCUGUGCGUCGGAGCCGUCGCCUUCUCCCACUACGAGGACUGGAGCUUCUUCCAGUCUUAUUAUUAUUGCUUCAUCACAUUAACAACUAUUGGCUUUGGGGACUUUGUGGCCCUUCAAAAGAACCGGGCUCUCCAGAAGAAGCCCAUGUACGUGGCCUUUAGCUUCAUGUAUAUCCUGGUGGGCCUCACGGUCAUCGGGGCGUUCCUCAACCUGGUGGUUCUUCGCUUCCUGACGAUGAACAGCGAGGACGAGAGACGGGACGCGGAGGAAAGAGCCUCGCUGGCGGGAAACAGGAACAGCAUGAUCAUCCACAUCCAGGACGAGUCGCUGCCGAGGGGCCGACGGCGGAGGGAAGCGUACCGACAGGAAGUGACUGAUCUGCAGUCGGUGUGCUCCUGUAUGCACUACCACUCGCAUGACUUCGGCAGCUCUGGGGGGGGGAUGGGAGGCCUGGGCUGUGCCUUCUCCCAUCAGAACUCGUUCAGCUCGCAGCUGAAUCCCAAUCAGUACUUUCACUCCGUUUCAUACAAGAUCGAGGAGAUCUCGCCCAGCACCUUGAAGAACAGCUUCUACCCGUCGCCCGUCAGCUCGGUGUCUCCGGGCCUCCACAACUUCACAGACAAUCACCAGCUGAUGAGGAGAAGGAAAUCUGUUUAAAGGCCUACACUGAGAAUAAUGAACCGUUGGCUUUAAUUCAAUGUAUUAUGUCAACACAUUCACAUUAAGUUAAGAUGAGAUGACAUGAAACUUUAGUGAUCCCCUUGGGGUAAUUCAGGCGUUUAUAGCAGCAACAGUUUCAGACAGGGUCAAAUAAAGAAUACAAAUUUAAAUAAUUAUACAACACCUUAAAGUGAUAAAGUAACUAUUGAAACA
Molecule: messenger RNA, 1100 nt
Organism: Notothenia coriiceps (black rockcod)
Lineage: Eukaryota; Metazoa; Chordata; Actinopteri; Perciformes; Nototheniidae
Gene: kcnk9
Product: potassium channel, subfamily K, member 9
Exons: 1
Biological process (GO): potassium ion transmembrane transport; stabilization of membrane potential
Cellular component (GO): plasma membrane
Molecular function (GO): potassium ion leak channel activity; outward rectifier potassium channel activity
Source: RefSeq, a predicted model, not a curated record